Danio rerio (zebrafish) is the source of this 3110-nucleotide messenger RNA. It is a transcript of the gene prf1.6, whose product is annotated as perforin 1.6. Gene Ontology annotation, cellular component: extracellular region; membrane. Gene Ontology annotation, molecular function: pore-forming activity; calcium ion binding. NCBI's taxonomy places the organism in Eukaryota, Metazoa, Chordata, Actinopteri, Cypriniformes, Danionidae. Gene Ontology annotation, biological process: transmembrane transport; leukocyte mediated cytotoxicity. The record is from RefSeq and is marked provisional.
UGAAGGGGACUUUUGAGAUUGUUGCAUACUCAGUGUGGACAUGGAAACAAAUCACUGUGUUCUCCACGUGUUCUUCUGCAUUUCUUUGUGUUUGGUGCUCUGGGACUCAAGUUUAGCUUGUCACACUGGCUCUCAGGCAGAAUGUGAAAAAGCUCCAUUUGUGCCUGGUUACAAUCUGGCAGGAGAAGGCUUUGACUUAGUCAAAAUGCGACGUAAAGGUGCCUUUCUGAUUAAUGUCAAGUCAUACUCAGUCAACGGUACCUGUACCAUCUGCAAGAACCGCUUUCACGGAGAUCAGAUGCAGAAACUUCCCUCAGCCGUGCUGGACUGGCGUAUCUUCAGCACUACAGCACAGCCUUCUACUGCUCUUCAUCAUUCAGUUGAUUCCCUCAUGAAGAGUUCAACGUCACUCAUUAAUAACAACUGGAAAAUGGAUCUUCGACUGGAUGACACAGGAAAGGUGAUUUUUGGAGGGAGUCGAUCAGAUAUUGCUCAAUUUGCCCAUUCUCAGAGUGCAAAAGAUAAAACAACCUUUGCCCUCCACGAAAUCAGCUGUACAUACUACAGUUACAGAUUAAGAGACCACCCAGAGCUCAGCACUGAAUUCUCAAAACAUCUCCAAACACUUCCAACACAGUAUGAUGACCAAUCUAAACACCUGUACCAGAAAAUGAUCGAAACCUACGGCACUCACUACAUACGCCAAGUCCAUCUGGGAGGGCGUGUGAGGUGGGUCACAGCUUUUCGGACAUGUCUUGCAACCCUGAAGGGCUUUUCUGAAAUUGACAUUAAACACUGUCUGAACAUGGAUUUCAUGAUAAAGUUGGGGUUCCAGCAAGCUACAGCCUCGUUUUCGAACAAAUGUUCUAAAAUCCUUGUGGAGGAAAUGGGCAUGGGCUUCUACCAGACCUUCAUGACACACAAAACAGAGGUUCUGGGAGGAGAGAAAUACUUCCCAGAGCUUGUUUUAAACCAAAGCCCGGCUGAAGCUUACUCACAAUGGAGAAAGAGCCUGCAUGACAACCCUGACGUUAUUUCAUAUGCUAUUUUCCCUCUCCAUCAUCUGGUGGCGGAUCCUGAGGUUAGUGCUAAUCUGAAAAGAGCAGUAACACAAUAUAUUGAAGAGAACGCGAUUUCUAUAGACCAAAAGGAAUAUGAAGGAUGUUCUAAAAUGUCAAAUCUAGAUCAAAACUGCUGUCCUUUGAGAGCCGGUCGUGGCACAUUGGUAGUGUUUAUGAUGGGAGCCACAGGCAUGAAUGAAGAUUAUCUUUCAUCUUCUGAUGGUUAUGUGAAAGCUUGGUACAAUGGUAUAUACAAGGAGACUGAGGUAAUUCUGGACAAUAAUGACCCUGAUUGGAACACCAACUUUAAUUUUGGGUCAGUUGAGUUUGGCCAUCAACUAAAAUUUGAAGUUUGGGACAGUGAUGUGAAUUUUGAUGAUUUUGUGGGCGAAUGUGUGAUCAGUCCUGAAAGUGGGAUGCACAUACACAGAUGUAAAUUACAGAGAGGGUUCUUUUAUUUCAUCUACAGGGCUUUAUGUGAUGAUCACUUGACAGGUCCUAGGUGUAGCAGAUAUUCACCAGAAUUAUAAGACCUACAGUGUUUAGGUGCAGAUUACUUUUACAUAGAUAAAAGGUGUGGUGUGUAGCAUUGAUUUGCAUCUAAUUUUCCAACCAGUUUGAAAUAAUUUACAAAUAUGUUUAAUUAAUAGCUUUUAACUUGGAACAUGCACGUGAACAAAAGGACAAUGACGAUGAACAUCACGUUGUUCAAAUCUGCCUAACACUGUUACUAAUACUUCAGUAAGCUUAUAAUCCAUGAAGUUGAAAAAUGUUUUUUCAGUCAAAUUUCACAUCACGGAUGAAUAGACAAAUAGAUACAUCCAAUACAUUAUAUUCAUGUGUGCAUUUGUAUAUUAAAUUAUGUAUAAAGUGUGGCAGUUUAAUAACAACCUGCUAGUUUUUUUAAGGAUUUUUGCAAUAAAAAUGACUGAUUUUGUGGUGGUAAUUCCCAGAAAUUUGCAGAAAGUUUUGUGAGAAAAAAAAGAUAAAAAAUGCUUUCCUUUGCCUUAAGGCUUACCCUAUUGUAAUACACCUAAAACACAGACUGCUGAAAAAACUCGUCAAUGGCAUGGAAGUGUUUUCUCUCAUCAACGGCAAAGAAAAGAGUUAAGCAAAAUUACUUAUCACUUUGAUGCACAUCAUAAUAGGCUGCCAGCCAUACAUGUAAAGCAAAAAUAAUGUCCUUCAAUUCGGUCACGUCCAGCAGCCAUCAUCCUUGGACCAGCUUCAUUAUUGUAAGCUGCUUGUUUUUGUUUUUUUGUCUGUUCCAUUGCUCCGUUUGUUAGAUGUUUGCUACAAUUUAUUUUUUUUUGCUCUCUAAAUGCACAAAAUGGCCAAUUUGUGCUGUGUUACUCACUUGAUUUGUGCCAUCGGAUUUCUAAUCGCAUCUUUGCACGUAAACUUUACGUGUACAUCAAUUGUGCUUCCUCUGCUUCUGCUUACUGCAUAGGCUGCAAAAAAUUUACCCCACUUCCAUGUAAUGUAAUGAUUGUGAGGGCUCAGGUAAAACGUAAUUUUUUGAGAGAGACUCAAAUACAUCACGUGCGCUGCAUAGGCAACGUCUAUGUCAUCUAAAUCAAUUAAUUGCAAACUGAAAUAAAUAUAAUUUGAUUUUAUGCUUUGUAAUUAGAUGUUUUAUGAUAUCAUUUAAUUUUUUGUGAUUAUUUUGAGUUUAAGAAUUUUGCAGUUCGAAAAAGAUUGUGACUUUGUUGAUCUUGCGUUGAAUUCAGCAAUCGCAAAUUCGCAAAAAACUAGGGGGUCUGAAUAACUAUUAUUUCAGCUAAUAACGCUGCAAGCGUGCAAAACUAAAUUCACUUUAUCUUGAUGCUAGCUUAGCGCUAUUAAGAUUAAUUACAGUCUGGAAACAUUAUCUACCAUUUUACAUAUACAUAGUAACAAAAACAUUAAGGAGUACUUUUAGGGUCUUUUUUUAAAUCAUGUCAUGCAUUAACUGAGAUGUAACCUUGUAGUAUUAAAAGGGCUAUUGUUAACAAGCAAAAAUGUGCAAGCUGAUUAUUGUUAUGUUGUAAUAAAAUUGAUUUACUGCUG